AUGGCUUCCGUGCCGCCUGGCUUGCACGUCUCGUCCCAGUACUACCCCCUUUACUACACAUUCGGCGUCGAAUUUGAAUUUAUCAUCAAAUUCAGGUUUGCUGACUAUGGUAUCCAGCCAGAUCCAGAAAAACAGACGUACGGAGUCGGACCGGUGCAUGAGCACGUCAUCGAAGUCCUUCGCCAGGCCGGCUUCGAGGUCAACGACUAUGAAACCGGCACGCCGGAACUCGGAUUCUGGACCGUCAAGCUCGAUGACAGCAUUAAGCCGAAGCUGCCCGCGAACAGUGAGUUUGGCUAUGCCCCAGUCGAAAUCACCACCCCGGUAUUGCGCUUUGCGAGGGCGUCGACGUUCAACUCCUUCUGGGAGAUCCACCGUAUGCUGACCGCUGUGACCCGCAGGUUCUACAUCUUUGUCAAUGAGACAUGUGGCCUUCACGUCCAUGUCGGAGCCAUCACCGAUCCUCGAACCCAGGACUACAAGUACAGUCGGGGUUUCCCGCUGAAGACGAUUCGCAACCUCUGUCAGCUUCUGACGCUGUGCGAGCCGGAACUGAAUGCGAUUCACCCGCCUUCCCGGCUUCACAAUGGCUACGGCGCGCUUCCAAGCCAACUUCUCGCAUACAAAGGCAAUGCCGCCGAGGUCCUGGACCGGUGCACCAAUUUCACAGCUCUCAACUGGGUGUGGAUGGGGAUGAAACUCGAGGACCACGACGAGCCUACCCCACUGACCUAUCUCGAGACUGACGACUCUUACGUCCCGGCAUACCAUCUGGGCUACCUGAUCCGGGAAUCCGACCACUAUCCAGAGGAGCGCUCGCGGCGGACGAUCGAGUUUCGUCAGCACAUCGGGACGAUGUGGUUCGACGAGGUCUACCACUGGGUGAAGACCGUUGUGCGACUGCUGCAGUUCUCGCACGAGUGCGGGCCCAAGGGUCUCCCCGAGUCGCUGAUUUCCACCAUCAACGAAGAACGAGCCACGCGCAGCGGCCGCUUCAAUACCGUCUCAUUCCUGACGGCCAUCGGAGCGGCCGAGCAGGCGCGCUUCUACCAGCAGGGUCGACUCCAUACCCACCCUUCGCCCGAGAUCCCCCAGUUGUAUUACAGAGCCCCCGAAGAGCCGCCGCAAGAGGCCUGGCCGCUGAUGGAGAUCUGGCCUGAGGGGCCUUAUGCGGAUGGAGGGGAGAACGAGGUUCCCGAUCUCCAGACGAUGAAUUACCCCGAUCUCACGUAUCGCGAUGUGGAAUACUGA
Rasamsonia emersonii CBS 393.64 is the source of this 1251-nucleotide messenger RNA. RefSeq lists its product as uncharacterized. NCBI's taxonomy places the organism in Eukaryota, Fungi, Ascomycota, Eurotiomycetes, Eurotiales, Trichocomaceae. The transcript has a single exon. The record is from RefSeq and is a predicted model, not a curated record. The coding region runs from base 1 to 1251 and encodes 416 amino acids.